AUGGCAAAUUUUAAUUUCCAACAUCCGGAUAAAUUUGACUUCCAAAAGCAGGAACAGUGGGAAAAGUGGUUAAAACGGUUUGAGAGAUUUAGGCUUGCGUCAGGAUUAGGAGAAAAAGACGAAGAAGUGCAAGUUAACACUUUAAUUUAUUCAAUGGGACCAGAAGCAGAAGAAAUUAUGUCAUCGUUCAAUCUUUCGAAUGAAAACAGCAAGAAAUAUGACACUGUAGUGGAAAAACUCAAUCAGCAUUUCAUUCCAAAAAAGAACGUUAUUUUCGAAAGAGCCAAAUUCAAUCAACGAUCACAAAUGGCUGGUGAAAGCGUGGACAGCUUCAUCACAGAACUGUACCAUUUGGCAGAAAAUUGUGAGCUUAGGGACUUACAUGAUAGUUUAAUUCGCGACAGGAUUGUGGUCGGUAUCCGAGACCACAAAUUGUCCGAAAGACUACAGCUUGACCCAACACUGUCGCUAGAAAAGGCGGUGACUGAGGCCAAACAACGAGAGUCGGUUCGAGCCCAACAAGCGGUAGUAAGAGGCGAACCGUCAUCUACAGUUGAGGUAGUAACAAGACGGCAACACAAGACUCAGGGGCACCGGAACUGGAAGCCAGAGAAAACACCGGUCCCAUCUACGCCAGCAAGCAGGGAUUGUCAGCGUUGUGGCAACACGCCGGGGCACCCUCGAAACAAGUGCCCGGCAAAAGAUGCGAAGUGCCGUAAAUGUCAAAAAGUAGGACACUUCCAAAAGAAAUGCCGCUCAACCGUUGGAGCCGUGAACGAGGCUAGCAACACCGAGCAUUCCGACGAAGACGAGUCCUUCCUUAGUACAGUACGGGAUCAACGACCACGGACCCGUGGAAAGUGA
This is a messenger RNA of Mya arenaria, 864 nucleotides long. RefSeq lists its product as uncharacterized. The transcript has a single exon. NCBI's taxonomy places the organism in Eukaryota, Metazoa, Mollusca, Bivalvia, Myida, Myidae. The coding region runs from base 1 to 864 and encodes 287 amino acids. Gene Ontology annotation, molecular function: zinc ion binding; nucleic acid binding. The record is from RefSeq and is a predicted model, not a curated record.